GUUCGCGAAAAAAUGCCCUACAAUCCGUUUCCACCCGCUCCUCCAAAGUCGCGCUUGGAUGAAGAGUUGGAGCAGGGAACAUACUUUUUGUCCCAAGCGGAGCAGCUUUCAGCACAAACUGGCGCCAAACUUCGAGCUUCAGAGGCUAUUUCACGAAAGCGGCAACUCGAACAAAGGAUGGCCGCCUUCAUCCCACCAGAGAAAAAGAUUCGUUACGACCACCUAUCCCCGAGUAACAAGGAGUAA
This is a messenger RNA of Protopolystoma xenopodis, 246 nucleotides long. The record is from the annotation of a GenBank genome assembly. Lineage: Eukaryota; Metazoa; Platyhelminthes; Monogenea; Polystomatidea; Polystomatidae.